Messenger RNA from Pecten maximus, 2478 nucleotides. Its product is annotated as methylosome subunit pICln-like. Bases 90 to 725 code for a protein of 211 amino acids. Gene Ontology annotation, biological process: cell volume homeostasis; chloride transport; spliceosomal snRNP assembly. Lineage: Eukaryota; Metazoa; Mollusca; Bivalvia; Pectinida; Pectinidae. The transcript is spliced from 6 exons. Gene Ontology annotation, cellular component: plasma membrane; pICln-Sm protein complex; methylosome. The record is from RefSeq and is a predicted model, not a curated record.
UUGGUUGUUAUUGCCGGAAGGGGUUUCCCAGACGCAUGCUGUACGAUUAGAGCACGUUUUCGGAAGAGUGGUCAGUUAAAUAAACAGAUAUGGUUGUUUUAACAACUUUUCCUGCUCCUUCGGAGUUAAUCCGACACAAAGAAUGUGACACCGUCGUCAAUAUUGACGGGACAGAAUUCGGAAACGGCACGCUUUACAUAACUGAAACUGUUGUAGCCUGGCAAAAUGUUGAAGGGAAAGGUUUCUCUCUGAAUUAUCCGAAGAUCAGUCUGCAUGCAUUGUCAAGAGACACUUCAGCUUUUCCUCAGGAAUGUUUGUACUUGAUGGUAGAAGGUAAACUACCAGAAGUAGCUGACCCCUCAGAACGACAGGACAGUGAUGAGGAGGAGGAAGAGGAGGAUCAGAGUCAGAUCAUCACAGAAGUACGAUUUGUUCCCUCGGAUAAAACAUCAUUACAGACAUUGUUUUCCUCCAUGUCCGAUUGUCAAGCCCUACACCCCGAUGAACAAGAUACAGAUUCAGAAGCUGAGGAAGAGGAGGAGAUGGUAUAUUACCAUGGUGACGAGGGAUAUGAUCACUUGACACAGCAGGGACAGGCUACAUUACAGCACCUAGAGAACCUGCUGAUCUCUGGCCAGGGUGAUGGUCAGGCUAACGGUCAAGUACAAAAUGGCACACCUGUCACAUCAGAACAAUUUGAAGAUGCUGAUGAGAUGGACCAAUAAUGUUUUACUGCCAGUGGGAGGAGAGAUCAGUGACCUUGACAUUGCCUUUUAGAAGGUCAAGAAACCUUAAUCUUCUUUACUGAGGAGAUGGGCAGUAACCUUGUACUUGACUGAAUGGACUGGUAACCUUGACAUUGGCUAUUGAAGAAAUGGACUAGUGACCUUGACAUUGGCUAUUGAGGAAUGGAUCUGUAACCUUGACCUUGGCUAUUGAGAUGGACCAGUGGCCUUGACAUUGGUCAUUGAGGAGAUACAUUGGCUAUUGAGGAGAUGGAUUUGUAACCUUGACCUUUGCUAUUGAGAUGGACCAGUGGCCUUGACAUUGGUUAUUGAGGAGAUUGAUCAGUAACUUUGACCUUGGCUAUUGAGAUGGACCAGUGGCCUUGACAUUGGUUAUUGAGGAGAUUUACCAGUAACCUUGACCUUGGCUUUUCAAGAAAUGGACCAGUAAACCUCAGUAUUUGCUGCAAUAUUAAGGUUUUAAAAGUUAAUAAUGAAUCUCAGAAAAAUAUGGAAAUGAAUGGGAUUUGCCUGAUUUCCUUUGUUAGCGAGUGAUUGAGAUUCAACAAAUCCUGGAUAAUGGUUUCUUUGUCAUUUUGGAGAGUAUGUUUAUCCAGGCUUUAAUCUAUUUAGGAACCCAAGCUUUGACAAUAUUUCUUCUCAUUUCAACAUAAGGGACUAGACCAUACAAGGACUACCUAACAGGAUGUGUAAGCCAGGAAGUUGGAGAUUAUCCUGUACAAGUCAAUAUACAUAAUGGCUGUUGAUCUUCGAACUGUCGUGCGAUGAUAAGAUAACUAAGUAACAGGAUGUGCAGGAGAGGAAAUUGGGAGAUUUUCCUGUACCAGUCACAAUACACCAUAUAGCUGUUGAUCUUUGAAGUGUCUUGCUAGAGAGCUAAAGAAAGACUUGGCAUCCUUGCGGGGCGGUGAAGUUAGGAGCUCAUACAUUAGGUUACCUGUAUUUGUUUGGUAGAUAUACAUAUAUAUUUCUGUUGAUGUAGGACUUAUAAGUGCUAUUGAUCUACUUCUUAUUAUCACCUUCAUUUGAUUUAAACUCGAAGGUUUCAACAUUAUUUGUAAUCUGUAUUAUACCUGGCUUCAGUGAAACAUGUUAAAAAUGUGCAAGGUGUAAUAUGGGUUUGCUAUGGGAAAAAAUACCCCACCUACCUACGAACAAAAAUACAAACCCUUGCCAGAGGGUGGGGAACUUGAAAAACUUUGUCUGCAGCCUGAUUAGUUUAAUAUGCCAUAUCUACAAGUCUACAGCUCUUACUUUAAGAUUUUUGUUUUGUUUUGUAUUGUUUUAAUUUGUGGCCCAUCAGCAAUUUGAGUCAUUUACUGGUUGGGCCAUUUAAAUUUAGGAUCAAACAUUUCAUUGUGAAAAUGCCAAUUGAAACACUGGUUUUAACAUACAGUACUGGUUUUAACAUACAGUACUGUACAAACAUGAUGUUGGCGUUUUUGGGCCUCUGUUCAAUGUUUGAUUUAUUGAAUGAAAAAAAACCCCAACUCUACAUGAUCAUUCCUGUUCACCAUCAUUUCAUUGUGAGAGAUCCAACAUUUUAAUUUACUUGUCAUGACCAUUUUCUUCUGAAGAUAUUUGCUUGAGAGAGAGAGAGAUGAGAGAUAGAAGACAGAAAGAGAGACAGAAAGAGAGAGAAGAGAGAGAGUGAGGAGAAGAAGAGUGACUUGGACAUUAUUAUUCAUCGUAUUUUUGGUUGUUUAUUGAUAAUAAAACCUAUUUCUGAGAA